UAUGUUAAUAUUAUAACCAACAAUAACGACCAUAGAAAUCGGUACAGGGACAGGGAAACGGUAACGGAAAUGGAUGAGGUUAAAGAAGCCAAGGUGGCCUUAAAUCAUAAGCAAUGCAGUGAUUUUUUAAUUUUAAAUGCCAGAAAUAUUGAAAAGUUAAAAGUGCAUUCGGAAUACUUCUACCAUCAAAAGGAACUGGGCAUUUCGUUUAAGAAUGUGCAAUUGUUUUGUAAUUUAACAGAGCUAACUUACUAUCGCCUGAUACUGAACGAUGACCAAAUGCUAAUGUUGUCCACAAAAUGUAAGAAAUUGAAAAAAUUACAUUUACUAGAAUGCUACAAUGAGUACUUGACGCCUCUUAUACCGGGAGAACAUUUAAAUUUGGAAUAUAUUUACGAAAUGAAGCAGUUGCAGGAGUUUGUGAUACAUACGGACCCAACUGCCGAGGCAGUAAUCAAAUCCUAUCAUCUGCAAGAGAUUUUUAUAAAUUUAAAGCUGAAGAAAUUGAUUUUGAAAAAUUUCACCAUAGAUGACAAUGAUGCGGAUACGGUAAAGAACAUAAGAGAUACCUUGGAAGUGCUGAAUAUGGGUUUGAUAUCUGUGCGCUUUUGGCCCAGUUUUAUGCACUAUCUCAAUCAUUUUCAAAAACUCAAAGAGCUGUACAUCAAUGUCAGCGAUUGUAAUACCACUUUAGAUGUACAAGUUAUAGAUAUUUUGGCCACCAAAUUAAAACAUUUGGUGAGAUUGUCUUUGGAAAAGUGUGAUUUGUGUGUGGAGGAUUUUGGUGUUUUGAAAACUUUAAAACACUUGUCGCUGACCUCGUGUGGUGGCCUGACAUUUGCCAAUUUUCAACAGAUUCUGGGCGCCUUAACCCUAAAAUCAUUCUCUAUGAUUAAUACCCGCAUUUAUGGCGUCAUAAAUCAUAUUUAUGUUUCACCCUCUCUGGAAAAGAUCACCAUUGAUACCAUUCGUUUUGCUGAAAUAUCACAUGCCUUUCAAAAGUCCCUAAAUAAUUUUGAAAACUUGCACACUUUAGAAUGGCUAAAUGGUGACAUAAAUGACAAUUGGAUUAUAGAUAAAUGCCCCAAAUUGGAAUAUCUGCACAUACCCAAUCCAUAUUUAUUGAGACGCAUUGUUUUCACCAUGAAAUCUCUUAAGGAACUGACUUUCACUUCCUGCAAGGGUCUCUCAUGGUGUUUCAUCUUGAUUUUGAUACGCAAUUUGACUUUGGAACGUCUGUGCCUGCAAACCAACGAAAUCAUUGAUGAUGAAAAAGAAAUUCCUACGAAUGCUUAUGAUGUAAAAACCACAUUGCGAAUGAUCAUAAUACCGUGUAAUAUUUUUAAAAUGGCUCAAUCAUUUUGGCUUGAUCUGCUGUAUCUGAAUGAGGAGUUGCGUUUUUCGAUUUAUGGCAAACAUGAAGAGCUAUUGGAUGGUAUAUUUCUGGAUGAGUUGAUUUGCUGUGAGAGGUUUUGCCGGAGAGUGAAGUCGAUUGAGAUAUGUGGCUUUAAAUUAGAUUGCCUUGAUUUGCAGGAUAAUUUCAACAAUGCCUUACAUCAAGUAAAUAAAUACACAAGUCAUUAUAGAUUUAAAAAAACAAAUUUUACCUUGGAAAUGUAGAAUUUUAUUAAAGGAAAUAAUAUUGAUAUUCAACAACUUGGGAACUAACUAUCUUUAUAAAUUUUGAAUUUCAUCAGAUAUCACAAACAAAUUGACAUUGGAUCUUCCGAUUUUGCUUAUAUUCGGUAAACCCAUAUCCCUUCUAGUCCUUUGGAUAUUUGCAUUUUAAUUUUUUCUAAUUUUGAAAAAACUGGCGAUUUCAAUUCGAGUACACACAGAAAACAGAUUCGUGAUAGCAACCGAAUUUGUUGCCAAUCGAAUGAUUCGGUCGUACAUAUAGAAUUUUUCGGUUUUAUCAACAGAAAGUCAGUUGAUAAAGAAGAAUUUCAGUUGAAGAAACCAAUCUUUGGUUACUCCUUCUAAAAUUCGGUCACUAAGGCAGAAUCAUUCGAUUGGCAAAAAAUUCGGUUGCUAUCACAAAUCUGUUUUCUCUGUGUAAAAAUCAGUUUUUCGAAAUUUAAAAAAAUGGAAUUGUCCAAACGACUCGAAAGGGUAUGUGUUUAACGAAUAUAGUCAAAAUCUGAGGACCCUCUUAAAUAAAUACUAUUAAGUAAUACUCGUGUCAAUAAAAUCUCUCAAAUUAUAAGCAUGAAUAUUGUUUUAUCUCAAACUAAGGCUAGACUUACUAAAAUAUGAAAUCAAACCAGAAGCCUAA
Messenger RNA from Calliphora vicina (urban bluebottle blowfly), 2275 nucleotides. RefSeq lists its product as uncharacterized. Lineage: Eukaryota; Metazoa; Arthropoda; Insecta; Diptera; Calliphoridae. The transcript is spliced from 2 exons. The record is from RefSeq and is a predicted model, not a curated record. The coding region runs from base 70 to 1620 and encodes 516 amino acids.